Molecule: messenger RNA, 303 nt
Organism: Rhizophagus irregularis DAOM 181602=DAOM 197198
Lineage: Eukaryota; Fungi; Glomeromycota; Glomeromycetes; Glomerales; Glomeraceae
Source: RefSeq, a predicted model, not a curated record
AUGUUUAUUAUUAAAAUCGUAACUAUUACUGGUAAAGAAUUUGAACUCGACAUUGAAAAUUCAGAUACGGUAGAAAAAAUCAAAGAACGUUUAGAAGAAAAAGAAGGGAUUCCACCAGCUCAACAGUGUAUCAUUUAUUCUGGCAAACAAUUAAAAGAUGAUAAAAAGACAGUUAAGGACUACGGCAUAAAAUCCGGUGUAGUUCUUCAUUUAGUAUUGGCUCUUCGUGGUGGAAAUUGUACGUAUACCUAUUUAUCAACAUUAAUUACCAUUAAAAUAUUAAUUGUUUUAAGUUCUCUAUAA